Messenger RNA from Mesorhabditis spiculigera, 678 nucleotides. The record is from the annotation of a GenBank genome assembly. Lineage: Eukaryota; Metazoa; Nematoda; Chromadorea; Rhabditida; Rhabditidae.
AUGGCCAGCGAGGGAGUAAUUGCCCAGCUGCUGCGACUUACCGUACACGUGGAUCAACUCGUCGACAAUCCAGAACAACCACCUGGGCCCCCGAUUGGCCCGAUGAACCAUGCGACCCGAACACCGCUCCUCGUGACGGCCGAACGGAGUGCGACUCAAGACGAUAUGGUCCAAGAUCUGGAGCGUCACUACCUCCUCAUGGUCGAUUAUUUGAGGGGUGUGCCCGAAUUCACCGAAAUGGCCCUCCCGGAUCAGGAACAACUAGCACAACGACGGUUUCUGCCCUUCUACUGGCUCAAGUUGACGCAGUACACGUGGAAGACAAAGUGUGCCGGGAUAUGCCUAGCAAAUGGCAGCUUUUAUCCCGGAAGUCUUGAGCACCAACCAUGUCCCGAUGUUACACGUCUGGUGUCCCGUCUCGACACGCUACUCCCAAUCUACAGUUGGCUGCGGUUGGACGAAAAAGAGAUGGCACUCCUCACUUUUAUCAUCCUUUUCCAUGAUGACGGUCCCGUCGACUACGAUAAGCUGGCGAUCCGUAUGAGCCGAAUCAUGCUAUUCGUCAACGACCUUACGUGUAUGACGCACUUCUCAUUCUCCAACAUGCAGGUCCACGAGAUAAUGCACGUCAUCAACUGGAAGAAGGCGGUCGACGGCAGACUCGCCUGGAUACAUGGA